UCAGUCAAGUUCCGAAGUAGCUCUCACUGAUCCCUUUCGAUCUAACAGAAUAUUCCUUCGUGCAACAAUGGCGAUUAGGGCUCGUCACCCUAACGUUCUCUCUCUUGUUAUUAUCUCAUUUCUCUCCGUAGCUUCUGCUAAGGUUUUCUUCGAAGAACGUUUCGAAGAUGGAUGGGAAAGUCGUUGGGUAAAAUCUGAAUGGAAGAAGGAUGAGAAUUUGGCCGGAGAAUGGAACUACACCUCUGGUCAAUGGAAUGGAGAUGCCAAUGAUAAAGGUAUUCAAACAAGCGAAGAUUACCGAUUCUAUGCUAUCUCUGCUGAAUUCCCUGAAUUCACCAACAAGGAUAACACACUUGUAUUCCAAUUUUCUGUCAAGCAUGAACAGAAGCUUGACUGUGGUGGUGGAUACAUGAAGUUGCUUAGCGGCGAUGUUGAUCAGAAGAAAUUUGGAGGUGACACUCCUUACAGUAUCAUGUUUGGUCCAGAUAUCUGUGGUUACAGUACCAAGAAAGUACAUGCUAUUUUGACCUACAAUGACACAAACCAGUUGAUAAAGAAGGAUGUUCCAUGUGAGACUGACCAACUUACACAUGUAUACACAUUCAUCAUCCGUCCUGAUGCUACCUACAGUAUCUUGAUCGAUAAUGUUGAGAAGCAAACCGGUAGCCUCUACACUGAUUGGAAUCUUCUUCCUGCAAAGAAAAUUAAGGAUCCUGAGGCUAAGAAGCCAGAAGAUUGGGAUGACAAAGAGUUUAUUCCUGAUCCUGAGGAUAAGAAACCAGAGGGAUACGAUGACAUCCCUAAAGAGGUUGCAGACCCUGAUGCCAAGAAGCCUGAAGACUGGGAUGAUGAGGAAGAUGGUGAGUGGACAGCACCUACUAUUGCCAACCCAGAGUACAAGGGACCAUGGAAGCCAAAGAAAAUUAAGAACCCCAACUACAGCGGAAAGUGGAAGGCACCAUUGAUUGACAACCCAGACUUCAAGGAUGAUCCUGACCUAUAUGUUUUCAAGUUGAAGUAUGUUGGUAUUGAAUUGUGGCAGGUGAAAUCUGGUACCUUGUUUGACAAUGUUGUUAUUACUGAUGAUCCCGAGUAUGCCAAACAACUAGCUGAAGAAACAUGGGGCAAACAGAAGGAUGCUGAGAAGGCAGCAUUUGAAGAGGCUGAGAAGAAGAAAGAAGAGGAGGAAUCAAAGGAUGACCCAGUUGACUCUGAUGCGGAAGAGGAUGAUGAAGACACUGAUGAUGCUAGCCAUGACUCUGAUGCUGAAUCAAAGACAGAAGCUGGUGAAGACAGUGAUGAAACCAAUAAAGAGGAUGUACAUGAUGAGCUCUAGGGUGUUUAUGCCAGAGUUAGCAAAAGUUUUAUUCCUGAGUGGAUGUUAUCUUUUUUUUAGCUGUGUAGUAUUUUUCUUUUUAGAUAAAGCAAACCGUUAAAACUGUAAGCAAAAGCUCGAGCUUUUUGCUUCAUCCCAUUAGACUAUUCAGCUGAUUAGAACAAACAACAAUGUUUCGUUUGAGUUUAUCGUUUAUUAUGUUUUGAUCGAGUUUGCCUUUUAUGGA
Vicia villosa (hairy vetch) is the source of this 1562-nucleotide messenger RNA. Its product is annotated as calreticulin. The transcript has 11 exons. The record is from RefSeq and is a predicted model, not a curated record. Gene Ontology annotation, cellular component: endoplasmic reticulum; endoplasmic reticulum membrane. Gene Ontology annotation, biological process: protein folding. NCBI's taxonomy places the organism in Eukaryota, Viridiplantae, Streptophyta, Magnoliopsida, Fabales, Fabaceae. Gene Ontology annotation, molecular function: calcium ion binding. Bases 68 to 1336 code for a protein of 422 amino acids.